UUCUGCACAAUUGCCUAAUGCAUACAGACAUAAUUUAUAUUCCCACAAAAUGAGAAAGAAAAUUGUGUGUUGAAGUUCAACAAGCUCGCAUAAUUUCCUUUAUCGAUGAAACAUGGAAGAGACUUCAUAAUGCGUAGUGUAAUUUCAGUAUAAUGGAAAGAAAAGACCGUAAUACCUAUAUGACAAACUAUGUCAGACUGUGUUUUGUUGCUCAGUAUGAAAACCGAAAUCUUCUGGAAGAGCUGUUAAAAAAUCAGUUAAGUUUAGGUCAUACGCUCCAACUUAAACGUAUAAACAGUGUUUUUAAAUUUGAAGAAGCUGAACUUAUACGUGAAUGUUUUGAACUCAACUGUUUUGACAAAUUAGACCUGUGUUUACUAUACUUGCUGAUUAAAAAAUUACAAUUAGUUGAGCCGACAUUUAGAAGGUGGUCUGCCAACUCAUAUCCGAAAGUUUUAACAAUCGAAGAUGGCGUUGAACUGAUAUACCAAAAGUAUAAUUUAAUUUUGCAUUCGGGGAAAACUACGUUUACCAAUGAAGAAGUAAGGGAACUAUUUUCAAUAUUUAAUGAUAUUGCCAUAACAUUUGAUCAUUUCUGCAUGUCCAAUACAGGAAAUAAAAGUGUCACGAGAUAUGUUGAAACAUGUUGUGUUGAUUACGAGAUGCGCUCGAGGUACAGAAAUCAUUUGCAUGUCCUGGAAAUGAAUUUAAAAGAAACGAAAGGACCAAGAUAUUAUCCACUUAUGUAUGGAAGAGAAGAGUUCCAGUUAUCGCCCGAAAUUACGAACUACAUGAGAGUUAUAUAUGCGAUUCAAGUAGAACUUGCUGGUGAAGUCCGUAAAUAUAUCGCUUCACGACUGCCGCCUGAAUUUUUUUUUAGGGAAAUGAUCAAAUCGAAAUUGUUUGAUGAAUUACCAUUAAAUAUUAAAUAUAUCGUAGGACAAUGUCAUCAUCAAGGAUACAAGCAUUUCAGUUUAUAUUUGAUAAGAUUGCUCAUAAUAAAUACAUUUUUUAGUUUUGAAACUUUUGAUAUAAAUUGGAUUCUGACAGAACGACAUAAAAUUAUAUAUAGAGGAAAUGCAGGUUUGACAGAUAUAGAAAUGAGAAAAAGUUUCUCAGUUCUUACACAAAUAGCAAAGGAUUUGGAACUUGAGAUGGAAGCACCUCAUGACAGUAUCGUGGCCAAGUUGGAAUACUAUAAAACCUGUUGUAUGGAUGAACGAACAUUCGAAUGGUUUAAAGAAGGCCUUACAUAUAUAGCAGGAAAGGAACAACAAUUUGGAACAUUUAGAAAUAACCCAGAGUCUACCCCACGAUAUUGGUAUCUUCCACCUGGGCAUGACCUAGAACAUCUGCAAUAUCCUGAGUCAAGAUACACACUGAUUGGCUACGCUUUCGAAGAUACCUUAUCAACGAUUCUUCGAGAAUUACUUCAUCAAAUUGUUCCACCUGUAGUAAUUUUCAACUGGAUUGUUUUGACGGACCAUUUAGUCAGAUAUUUUAAUGCAACAGAAUAUCUCAAGUUUCUCGAAGGUCAGGAGAAUGGAUACACAGAUUUUGACACAAUGCUUCUAUCAUCUGUUUUGCUCAAGCUGCAGAAAAAAGAAGUGGAUGCAAAAGUUUUGGAAGCAAUUAAGAAAACUAAACAGGAACUCCUAUGUAGAAGAAACAAGGAACUGACUGAUACAGAAACGAUGUACUAUUUCAGUGUUUUUAAAGAUGUAGCAAGACUGCUUGAUAGAAUUCUGUUAAGCCCAAAACAGAAAUGUGUCGCAUUAGUUGAACAACUAGAAAACAUGUUAACUGAGGGUGAACAGCUCAAACAUUUUUUUGCCAGUCUUUUGAAAAAGAAAAGUCAGAAACCAGUCUGGAUGGAGAAAGGCAGAUUUGGAAAAACUCCUUCAUUAUUGGACUCAAGAGAAUUUUAUGAACUGUUGGAACAUGGCUACUACGAUUCCUACGAAAAUCGAAUAUAUCUUGGAGGUCCUUGUAAUGCGGGGAAGACAAGUCUGGCAUGUGUUUUAACUGGAGACGAAGUACCAGAUAAAUGGAUAUCAACAAAUGGGUUACAGAUAUACUUUGGACAAAAUGGAAUUCAUCUAAAAGACAAGAAAAUGAUUCAAAUACGAAAAGGCAUGCUGUGCCACACAGUUCAUGGUAAAGUCAUAGCUGCAAUAAAAAACAUACAAAAAGAAGACGUAGCAUCCAAAACAGAGGUCAAUAAAGUCGAAAAGAAAGAAAUGGUUGCACAAUCCUUUGCAAUACCUGAAUUUGAAGACGAUAUUCUGAAUGACGAAUGGUUCCAUUUGAAACAAACGUUAAAAGACAAUAUCAAAAAAGACGAAAUUUUAGGAAAUGACUUAGAUAAAGACAAAACACAACAAAUGAGAUAUGGAAGUAGACAUAUGAAAUCAAACUUUGACAGGAGAGAUAUGUUUGAUAGUACACUUCAACUGAUAAAAACACCAACAUUAAAUAUAAAUGAAAUUGAAGAAUUGGGAAGUCCUGCAGCAAAAGAAAAGGAAACAGAAAACUCAUAUCCUGAGUAUUUGAAAGUACUUACCUAUGAAGCAUCUGCUUUAUCAAAUACGUCAAAUGUGCUUCAAGAAGAUGACUUACGAAAAAGUAUACUGGAUGAAAUACGGAGUGGAGAAUAUAAUCUAGAGAUAGCACCAUCGGACUUGGUAGAUUUUGGCGGCCAGAAAGCUUUUGACAUGACACAUCAGCUAUUCAUUUUGCAAGAAGGUACCGUUCUGCUGCUAUUUGAUGGAAGUAAAGAUCUGGAUGAACCAUUGCCGGAAUACCCUGGAAAAAAAAUUUCAUCAGCAGACAUUCUACUGCACUGGGUUAAUUCAGUCUCCACAUACUGUACAGAAGAUAGUGGAAUGCAGAGAAUUCAGUUCGUAGCUACUCAUAGAGAUAGAUAUAAGAAUAAUUAUGAGAUUAGACGGACAGAGCUUGUAGCGCAACUUACAGCAACUUUCAAAGAACACGAAAACAUAUCGUAUCUUUUUUUAGACAAUUUGUUUUUCAUUGAUGCUAGAAAAAAUGAUGACAACGAAAUAGAUAAACUAAAAGACAAGCUUGUUCAAAUAGCCUUUUCCCAGAGUUCUUGGGGAAUGAAGAUGCCAUUGAUAUGGGUUCCCUUGGAAAAGCAAAUAAUGGAUUUGAAACUUCGAGGCACCAGUAUUCUUAGAAUAGAGGAGAUUCAGAAACUGAACAGAUUAAAUGAAGAUUUAAUGAUGGAUGACGAAAAGCUGAAUUUUUUCCUAAGGACACAGCAUGCCAUUGGAAAAUUAAUCUUCUUUGAUCAAGAUGAGUUGUCAAAAUGUGUUAUCAUAGAGCCUAGCGUUCUGGUAAAUGCCUUACGAUCUUUCGUUACUGAUGAGAUGUUUUUUCCUACAAAUAAUACGGAGUAUCACAGAAUUCUUAAAAAAUUGCAAGAAGACGGAAUGCUGAAGAAGACUGAUUUGAUGAAGUUAUGGAACCAAGACGAGUUCCAAGCAAUUUUUCAGAACCAGGAAUUUAAAGAUUUCCUUGUGAAGAUACUUCUUCACUUGGAUGUUCUUGUUGAACCAAAGCUAGUUAAUCAGGAUGUCAAUGUCCCCCCAGAAUACUAUAUCAUCCCAUGUAUGAUUCAGACUAGACUAAACAAUGACUACGCCGAGAAAUAUUUGAAUAGAAACAAAAGUAUAUGUAUGGCAUAUGAUUUCAAAAUACAAUUGGUUCCACCAUGUGUUUUAUUUCGACUUAUUGCCUCUGCUCUCGGAAUAUGGCCACUUAAAGUGUAUCAAGGAAGAAAAAUGAUUUUCCAAGACAUUGCCACUUUUGUAUUUGACGAAAAGAAUGAGUUUUCAAUCAUUAUGCAAGGAAGGAAAAUUAUUAUUUAUUUUACAAAUUUAAAUUCCGUACGAAAUAUUCAAUCUCCAAAUGUGGCAAGUGUCCAGGAAUGCUUAACAAUUGCAAUGAUAUCGAUUUCCGAAUUUUAUCAACUUAAUUCAAGAAAACUUGAUGCUUUAAACAGGGCAAUAUUUGAAAAACAAUUUGAGCUUGAAUAUGGUGCAGCCUGUAAAAGACCUUGCUUCGUGAAAAGGAGUGAAGAACUCAAGCUGUCAAAAGCUGGUAUGUGGAAAUGUCAACAUAGUCAGUUUCAUGAGUUUGAUUUCCUAUUGUACUGGGAUUCAAAGCAGACCCAGAAAAACGCACAGAAAAGUUUCAAGAGUAAGUAA
This is a messenger RNA of Mytilus californianus (California mussel), 4229 nucleotides long. RefSeq lists its product as uncharacterized. The transcript has 10 exons. The record is from RefSeq and is a predicted model, not a curated record. Lineage: Eukaryota; Metazoa; Mollusca; Bivalvia; Mytilida; Mytilidae. Bases 153 to 4229 code for a protein of 1358 amino acids.